AUGAGUUGCCUUAGUUGGAACUGUCGUGGGCUAGGCGGCCUAGAGACGGUUCGGUUGUUAACGAACUUGGUCCGUGAAAAAAAGCCCGAAGUUAUUUUCUUAAUUGAAACUUUUUGUACUUCUGCUAGAAUUUCUGAAAUUGCCAAUAAAUUGAAUUACGAAGGUUCUUAUGGUGUGAACUGUCGGGGUCAUAGUGCUGGGUUGGGCCUGAUUUGGAGAUGUAAAGAUAAAGUUACUAUUCUGGGCUCUCAUGACCGAUACAUUGAUGCUAUUGUUACUCUUGAAAACCAGCGCAUGUUUAGACUAACAGGCUUCUAUGGUCUAGCAAAUAGAUCGCAGCGCUCUUCCUCCUGGGAAAUUCUCCGAAAUCUCCAUGCUGCUCAUUCUCUUCCUUGGUGUGUUAUAGGUGAUUUCAACGAGUUGAUGCAUCAAUCUGAAAAAUGUGGAAAUCAUCCUCACCCUGGUUCUUUGAUUGAAGCUUUUCGCCAAGUAGUUACGAAUUGUGGUCUUUCUGAUUUGGGGUAUGUGGGUUAUGCGUAUACUUGGGAAAGAGGUAGGGGAACUACUCGGUGGGUGGAGGAGAGGUUGGAUAGGGCUUUAGUCUCUGCGGAUUGGAAACACUUGUUUCACCAGUCACGUCUUAUUCAUCUCUUUGUUUCUACGUCCGACCAUCUCCCUGUUCUUUUGGAAUUAAGGAAGUUUGUGCCUCGUCAAAGCUUGAGACGUUUUAAGUAUGAAAAUUCUUGGUCCCUGGAGCCGCAGUGUGUUGAGGUUGUUAGGCAGUCUUGGGGCCCUAAUGGAGAUUCGGAUGUGAUGUCCAAAUUGGUUCGGUGUAGCAAGGAUUUAGAAGAUUGGGGUAAGAGACUACGAUUGAAGUGGAAAUCCAGGAUUAAGGAGUUGAAAAAUCAGAUUAAGGUUCUCAAAUGGGCAGGGGCUUCUGGGGAUGUCGCACUGCUUAACCAUGCUGAAUAUGAAUUAAAUCUGGUUCUUCGGCAAGAAGAGGAAUAUUGGAAACAAAGGGCCAAAUUGUUUUGGUUGAAGGUUGGGGAUUCCAAUAGUAGAGCCUUCCAUUUAGCCGCAUCAAAACGUCGAAGCCGUAAUACUAUUGCAAAUUUAAGAGGCGAGGAUGGUCAGAUGCCUUUUGCUGUUGAGGAAGUGAAGGAUGCUCUUUUCGCCAUGCAUCCGGAUAAGUCUCCGGGUAAUGAUGGAUUUAGUCCGGGUUUUUACCAACGACACUGGGAGAUUGUAGGCGAGGAUGUCGCGAAUGCUUGUAUCGGGUGGCUGAAUGAUGGUAUGUUCCCAGAUUCUCUAACCCGUACUAAUAUCGUUCUUAUACCUAAAAAAUCAGAGGUUAUUAGUAUGACUGAUCUUCGGCCUAUAUCAUUGUGUAACGUGAUUUUUAAGAUUGCUUCUAAGCUUCUGACAAACAGAUUGAAGAAAGUUUUAGAUGGCGUUGUCUCGGAGGCACAAAGCGCUUUUGUUCCUAGGCGUUCGAUUAUAGACAAUAUCCUUAUUGCUCAUGAAGUUUUGCAUUUCUUGAAGCGUAAACGGGAAAGACGAAUUGGAUAUGCUGCUCUUAAAAUCGAUAUAUCCAAGGCGCAUGACAAACUGGAAUGGAAUUAUUUGUUUGCUGUUUUGGAAGCGAUGGGGUUUAGUUCAAAAUGGCUGGAAUGGAUGAGAAUGUGUGUAUGUACUGUUUCUUACAAAGUUGUUUUUGGUGGUGAAUUACUGGGUCCUAUCUACCCAACGAGAGGAUUGCGCCAAGGAGACCCUUUGUCUCCAUAUCUUUUUAUUUUGGCGGCUGAAGGGUUGUCAGCUCUUUUGAAACAGGGUGAGCAUUGUGGUGUUCUUCAUGGUUGUAGUGUGGCGAGAGGAGCCCCAACGGUUUCGCAUUUAUUUUUCGCCGACGAUUCGUACCUGUUUUUUAAAGCAACCGAAAGUGAAAGCCGGAGCUUGAAGCAGAUUUUGUUGCGAUAUCAGAAUUUAUCAGGUCAAGAGAUUAAUCUGAAUAAGUCUGCUCUUACUUUUAUUCGCAACACUGAUGAUGUUGUUAAACGUGGUAUCUGUUCGAUACUACAAGUUAAGGAACAAGCUGAUCCCGGUAUUUAUUUGGGUAUGCCAGCUGUGGUGGGGAAAAAUAAACAGCAGCUUUUUGAAUUUGUAAGGCGUAAAGUGUGGAACAGAAUACAGAAUUGGAAUGGUCGCCAUUUGUCGAGAGCUAGAAAGGAAAUUUGCUUGAAAACGGUAGCUCAAUCUAUUCCGACUUAUGUUAUGCAAUUGCUUUUACUUCCUAAAGACCUCUGUCGGGAUAUUGAGUCUAUGAUGAAUGGCUUCUUUUGGGAUUCUAAUCCUCAGCGUAGAAGUAUCAGAUGGAUGUCCUAG
Molecule: messenger RNA, 2382 nt
Organism: Vitis vinifera (wine grape)
Lineage: Eukaryota; Viridiplantae; Streptophyta; Magnoliopsida; Vitales; Vitaceae
Exons: 2
Coding region: 1-2382 (793 amino acids)
Molecular function (GO): catalytic activity
Source: RefSeq, a predicted model, not a curated record